Aphis gossypii (cotton aphid) is the source of this 8500-nucleotide messenger RNA. RefSeq names its product vesicular glutamate transporter 1-like. Gene Ontology annotation, biological process: transmembrane transport; monoatomic anion transport; neurotransmitter loading into synaptic vesicle. Bases 215 to 2068 code for a protein of 617 amino acids. NCBI's taxonomy places the organism in Eukaryota, Metazoa, Arthropoda, Insecta, Hemiptera, Aphididae. Gene Ontology annotation, molecular function: L-glutamate transmembrane transporter activity; neurotransmitter transmembrane transporter activity. Gene Ontology annotation, cellular component: synaptic vesicle membrane; excitatory synapse. The record is from RefSeq and is a predicted model, not a curated record. The transcript has 14 exons.
CCGGCUCAUCGGCUUUCCCGGGGAUUUUCCGCGUCCGCCCGGUUGUCCGCCGCUCGGCUGACGUUUCACCAAUCGAACGGGCAUACGCGCGCUUUUCCGCUGCCGCCGCCGCCGUCGUCGUCGUCGUCGCCGUCGCCGUCGUCGCUGCCGGGCCGCAGACAUGUAUGGAUAACAUCAUAAUACCUACACAAGGUAUAGCCCAGAAAACAUCACUAUGGCACCAACGCUGCCAGAGUGGGCUUCCAUUGUCAAGAACAAAGUUCUACGAUUAUUUCAGGACCCAAAUCAACAACAGUACGAUGAAUUCGAAUUUGCAAACAAAUCACAUUUAGAAAAGUCUUCCAUUCCCUACACUGAAGAUUAUUCAGGUAGUGGUGAAUUCGGUCUACAAAGUCCUACCGAGUCGUUGGCUUCGCCCGUUCGUCCGCCACUUAGACACAUCGAUAAAUACAUCAAACCGGAAAUACCGAAUAUCAGCAAAAGAUAUACAAUAGCUAUACUAACAUGCGUCGGUUUCAUGAUCUCAUUUGGAAUGCGGUGCAAUAUGUCAAUGGCCAAACUGAAAUUUCACAUAGGAUCCGAUGACGAUAACGAUGCUCAGAACAAUAUCACCACGACUACAGCGCACACGCCUUUGGGUAACACGCCGAUUCACGAACGGCCGAUCAACUGGUCCCUUGGGUCGUUUGUCGCCAUCGAGAUGUCAUUCUUUUGCGGAUAUCUGAUCACCCAAGUGCCCGGCGGUUUUCUGGCGUCCAUGUAUCCGGCAAACAGAGUGUUCGGGAUCGCUAUUGCCAUGUCGUCCUGUUUGAAUCUAUUGGUGCCUUCGGCGACGGAGAUCGAGAAAUCUUUCUACGUAAUAGUCAUCAGGAUGUUUCAAGGACUGGUAGAGGGUGUUACGUAUCCAGCUUGUCACGGGAUUUGGAGACAUUGGGCGCCGCCGUUGGAAAGAUCGCGUCUCGCCACAAUAGCCCUUUGCGGUUCGUACGCGGGCGUGGUGGUCGGCAUGCCGCUGUCCGGUACUCUAAUCGACUGGUUCAGUUGGGAGGCACCGUUUUACGUAUACGGAGUGUUGGGGUUGAUAUGGUAUGUGUUCUGGCUGUGGCUGUGCUUCGAGAAGCCGAGCCUCCACCCCACCAUAUCGGCCAGAGAGUUGAACUACAUCGAAUCGUCGUUGGGCGCCGCCAAACAGUCUGCCGCGCCGACAAUUCUCAACACGCCUUGGAAAGAAUUUUUCACCUCCAUGCCUGUGUACGCCAUUAUAGUCGCUAACUUUUGUCGGUCCUGGAACUUUUACCUCCUCGUGCUGUUCCAAGCGUCGUACCUGCACUCAUUCAACUUUGAAGUGUCUGCAACUGGUUAUAUCGGCGCUCUACCUCAUCUGCUGAUGACCAUAGUGGUGCCCCUUGGAGGUCUGCUGGCCGAUCACUUACGGAAAAACGGUAUUCUGUCCACAACUGCUGUCAGGAAGAUUUUCAACUGCGGUGGUUUCGGCAUGGAAGCCACGUUUUUCCUGGUGUUGGCGAACGCUCGCACGCCACUUAUGGCCACGAUUGCCUUGACAUGCGGCGUGGCGUUCAGCGGGUUCGCCAUUUCCGGGUUCAACGUUAAUCAUUUGGACAUUGCGCCGAGAUAUGCCAGUAUAUUGAUGGGCAUAUCGAACGGAAUCGGAACGAUAGCCGGACUCCUGUGUCCAAUUGCGAUCAACAUCAUCAUCAGACACAAGACAAGGCAGAGCUGGAGUGAGGUCUUCAUACUGGCAGCAGUGAUUCACUACAUUGGAGUGAUAUUCUAUGGCAUAUUCGCUUCGGGAGAAUUGCAACCAUGGGCCGAGCCAAAGGUUGAAGAAGAUCAACAAAUGGAUGAGGUGAACGUCGACAAGAAGAGUAAGCUAUCGUCGUACGGUUCGGUCGAACAGUCGUCGGGCAAGGGGUUCGUGAACGCUGGUCUGAACACCAAGAGCAGCGCCGGCGAUGCCGAACCAGCGCCGCCGACCGACAACCCGACAAAUCCGUUUCUGGCCAAGCCCGCCGUCGCCGCCACCAAUCCGUUCGUUACGUCCGAAUGAUAACUUAAUACCUAUAAUAUUAUGUUAUAUUAUUAAUUAAUAAUAAUAAUUGAUGGAACGGAUAAUUCGAGUUCGGAUCGCACUGUAACGACGUCGAUUAUUCUUAUUACACGGAUAUUAUAUCAUAACAAUAUUAUAUCGUAUAGGCCGGUACUUCGCGAGCAAUAAUAGCCGUUAAUUGCGUAGUCUCGAUUGUGUUUUCUCUCGUGUAGUUGUUUUGUAGGUAUUAAAAUGAUAAUUUUUAGGUAGACAAUAAUAUUACAAUCGAUUUUGUCUCAAUCAUACGAUUUCAGUAAUAAUUAUUAGUAAUAAUCAUAAUAGUAUUAACGUACGUACUCACUCGUCGUUGCAUCUAUAUUAUAUUGAAUCAUAAUACAAUAGAACCUAGAACAUGAAUUUCGCGUUUAUCGAUAAACUGUAGUGCAAGUCGUAAUAAAUGUGCAUUUAUCGAUGGUCCCUUAUUUAUUAUCCUUAUAUUAUAAUAUACUGUCAAUUUCUUUUUAUACAAUAUCGAAUAAUAGAUACGGUCUUGUAAUGGUUGUUAUAAAUAUAUUAUUAUACAUAUAUUUAUGAUAUUUUAUAGUUCUGUUGUGCAGAUAGGCAUUUUAAAUUGUAUCCGAAAUUAUGAUACUUACGUAUAAUCCGGUACCAGAUUUAACACUAAAUUCGAAAAAAUUUUAUAAAAUGUAAUAUUCAGAGUACGUAAAUAAAAUAUAAUAAUAAUUAUGAGCUAAAACUGGCACAAUAUUAUGUCAGUUGAAUAAUAAAAAAUAAAAUAAAUUUGGUUUUGAAGAAAAAAUUGCUACAUGCCAAUUAAAGUUUAAUUAGUAAAAAGGUGCUCUUACACAUUAUUAUGCCAACGGUCAUUUGUUUAUUUGUUCACAAAAUUUUUUUGAAAAAUUAUUUGUAUCCUAGUUAGGUACAUCGGUAACAUUUGAAUGCUCUGAACAUUUUACCGGUAGUGUAAUUGAUAAUUAAUUGACCACUAUAACUGUACGUCAACAAAAUAUUUCUUAACUUUGGUAAUACCUAUCCGGCUACAUGAUCAUAAACAAAAUUAUUGAGUGUAAAGAACUUUAAGCAAAUUAUCAACUAUGUUAAUGGUGUACAACAUAAUUCGUUUUAACAUAAAACACUCAUUAUUAAAAAACUAUUUAUGUUUUUAAACAUAAUUUAUAUAACAACUAUUAAAAAAUAACAUUUUUCUAAAAAUAAUAUAUUUUUUAAAACUUUUUUUAAUGACACCGUGCAUUUUAUCAUCAUUUACUCCAAAACAAAAUAUCUUUUGGAAUACUUCAAAAAAAUUAUAUUUUGAACAAAUAAAUUAUGAAUUAUACGAAUUAGAAUUUAAAUGAGCGAAGCAGAGUGGUAAAAGGAGGGUACUGUGUGUAAGUACUUAUCAAAGUGUUAUAGUCUACUAUAAUACUACUUAAAGUAUUUAUAACUAAUAAAUUACUUGCCUGAAAUAAGAUUUUUAUACAUUGAAAUGAUCAAUUGAAAAGGUGUAUGUUGUCAUUCAGAAGAGUAAAAAAAAAAAAAAAAAAUAAAAAAUAUUUAACACCUUUUUAAUCUGUAGAUAAUACGUAAGUAUCAUAAUAAGUCCAUAAAUUACGAUGACGAUUAUAACAUACUAUUGUAUACUGUCAAUUUCUAUUUAUAGCAUAUAAUAAUAGAUACUAUUCCAUAAUAAAUGUUAAAUAAUAAUAGGUAUUAUGUGUUAAUAUUUGAACUCAAUAAUAAUAAGAUAGACAAACAUAAUAAGCUUCGUCGGCUCAAAUUCGCUGGACCGCGUUUUAUAUUUAAUAAUUUUAUAGGUAGGUACUAGGUGUUAGGUUAUAGGUUAAGGUUAAGUUAGACUUACUCAAACGGUUGUUGUAAUGCACGAUUUUUCUUUUAACGCAAAAUUGUAUUAAUAUUGUUUAUUCUCGGUCAGAAUCGAACGCACUUUGAAAAUAUGUGAUCAGUAAUAACGAUCUAGGUGCACAUACAUAAUACGUGUUAGGUGGGUAAUAUUUCGAACCGUCAUUUUCGAUUUAUGAGCUGAGAUUUUUGUCCACCCACACAUCGUGAUAAUCGUACGGCACGAUGUGUAACUGACACUCAUCGUGUGAUUCGUAAUAAAUAGUUACAUAAUAUCAUUAAAAGAUUAUGUAUAAGUAAAACGGUUGUGUAGGUUAUAGAAGACGGCUGAGAUACCUAAUAAUAUAACUCCCUCAUCUAUUGCUGACCAAUGGUUAGUGUGGCAUUAGAUUAUAAGUGUUAUGUUUUUUUAACGCUUAACUUAUUAAACUAUUUAAAUAAAAACUAUUUUAAUUUAUGGUAUUUAUAGGUACUAUAAUAUAGUUGUAUUAUUACGUCCAUUGCAUAUUUCGUAUGCGAUGAAAGCCUUUUCGAAAUUCGUCCUACUGUGAUACAAUAUAUUAACAUAUUGUUAUAUUAUUAUGCAUGACCCGCGCAAUCCAUAGAUAUAUAAUGGGGAGGGCUAGUGCGCUAUAUAUUUUCGUCGUUUCAAUAAAACUGAGAUAUCAGAUUUAGAGAAUACGACAAUAAUAUAAUACCCCUUUAUAUACGACGGAUAAUAGAAUUAAAAUUUUAUGUCCUACUGAUCCCUCCCCCAAUCGAUUCGAUAACCCACCAUGUCAAGAUGAAAUCAAACUUCCCAAUAAUUUCUUUUUUUCAAGUAUUAAACGUUAUUUUUUUUUUAUUUGCUCGCACAAUUUCUUUUAGUUCUAUUAGUUUGAUUUAAAAUCCUGUAAAUUAUAAGAUAUUUUUAUGAAGUUUUUUGUUUAUAUAAUGUCAAUUAAAACGUCAUACUAUAAAAUACGAUUCUGUUGAUUUCUUCGCUGAAUAUUAAUUAUUGUAUUAUUUCAUAAACAACAUCAAUAAUAUAAUAUAUUUGAAUAAAAUUCCCUCAAACGAGUGUUUAAUUAUUAAAAAAAAAAAACAAUUUACGUCCGUUAUACUCAACACAAAUAGGUACAUCAAUAAUUCUCCAGAUUUCGUGUUCUCUAUUGGUUCAAACUAUAAGAAAAACGAUCUAUCACACAAAACAAUACUAUAACAUAAGUAAAUAUUAUUAUUGUUCAUUCUCGUACAAAAUUCGCACGCCUUGGAAAAAUAAUUUUCGUAAAAAUUAACAAAUGUUAAAACUUAAAAAAAAAAAAUAUAAUAUUGAAAACGAAAUUUUAUACACCGAACAGACAUUGUAAAUUUCAAACGAUUUUCUUUUAAAUUGCCCAUAUAUGAAUACUACAACAUUACUAUAAUACUCUAUUAUAAAUCAUGUUUUUGUGCUUGAUUAAUUCACCAGCAUACGUGUAUAAUGUAUAUUUUACCGUAAUAAUAUACGUUUAAUACUAAACACUUACCGCGUCCAUAGUCAUGGUGUAAUAAUAUUAUAUAGAAAUAGCUGGUAAAAGAACCGUCAAACAUUUCAAACGUCUCUUUGGCCGUUAGCUUUUAAAUACAUAAAGUUAAAAAAAUAUAAUAUCAUCAGUUUUGUUCUAUAAAUACAUAAUCUUCAUUCAUAUUCCGUAUUGUACAUUUUUAUGCAUAAUCAAUUACGAGUAGUUAUAAAGUUCUGAAAUACAAUUUAAUACUUAUCUACUAGUGAAAACGUUUAGACGCAGUUGUCACUCGAUUUAACCAACUUUUACCAUUUAUUAUUGUAAAUUUAUCGGUCUUUAAUAACUACAUUUCACUCUAUUGUUAUAUUUUUAGUUUAAAAUAUUACCAAUAUUAUUAUGCUUGUUAUAGGUAUGCGUAUUAAUAUUUCUUAUUAAAUAUAUUAUUGAUAUGAAAUUAAUUGUUUAUUAAAUGAAUAUUUGUAAUUAUUUUAUGAUGUACCUAUUAAUAAUAUUAUAAUAUUAUGUAUUUAUAAAUUAUAUAAUUAUUUAAAACGGUUAAGAAUUAAUAUUAAUAAUAUACGAUUAAGACAUGAGAUAACUAUUUCUGUAGUUAUCUCAAGGCUGACACGACAAUAAAUUAGAAUUAAGUUAGGUGUUAAGGAAUUUGUUUUUGUUUGUUAUUUUAAUUUUAAUGUUUUUAGUUUUUAGACUAGUCAAUUUUAUUAAUUAUUAUUCUUCGUUAAUUGAUUAGGUAUUGUAUUUUAUUUUGUUAUGCUUUUCGGUUCAAACAGUGUUCGGUUACAUAUUAUAUAUUUCUCUAAUAACUUUAAAUACGACGAUAUGCCUUAAUUCUGACAAUAAUAAGUCGAUAAUAAAAUGAUAAUAAUUAAACGAUAAGGACGAAUUUAAAUAGCACUCGUUAUAUACACAAAAAUGACAUCAAAGUCACCCACGAAAGACAGAAAACAAUUAUUAUUAUAAUACAUUACCUCAAUAAAUAUUAAUACGCACUAAAAGAAAAACUAAUAAUAUUUUCACACUGCACUAGUUACACGAAAAGCACAUACGAAUAAGGUACGUGGACAAUAACAAUGAACGAAAAAAAAAUUAUUAUAAUUUGUUAUGUAAUAUAAUAAUAUGAUACCUAGACGUAUUUUUUUGUUAUAUAUUUAAUAUAGAUACUUAUUUAAGUGUAAAUAAUUUUAUAUUAUGUUUUAUGAUUUUUAAGUCGAUUGUUCUACAUUGUAUGAAGAACACUAUUCGAGUUUAGACAAAAACGUAAGUUAACUUGUAAGUAUAAUAAUAUAAUAAUUAUAUUUGUAUUUUAGGCUAAUCACAAUAAUAAUUCUCAUUAUCGCUUUAAGUAAACUUUGAAGUAGAUGAUCCAUGACAUAAUUGUUUGUUUUCUUUUAAUUGUUUCGCGACAACGGUUUUUACCUAAUAGUUGUUACAAUUCAAAAUAUAUUGUAUUUAUUGCAUCAAUAGUCUCAUAAUGAAGUAUAAAAUUAUGAGUAACAACUUAUUUUUCGUUCUAAGCUAAAUGCUAACAAAUUAUACUAAUAUUUUAAAACAACGAUGUUAUUUUAAUAAUAAAUAUAUAUAACAGUACGAUAAUCUUAGAAGAACUCGUUUUCAUAAAAUUUCCACAGCAGUUAAACAUAUUAUACAUAUUAUAUAAUACUAGGUAUAUUUAGAUUUGUUAAUCACUGAAAUCUUACUCAAAUUCGUAGCACAAAAUAAGCUUACACUGUAAACCGUUUUUUAUUCUCCAACUUCGGAAAUAAUAAUAUUUUAUAUCUUACAGUGGCACUGGGCGAUUACACUUCAUUGUCCGUCACUCGUUCUGACCCUAUUGCAGCAGACUACCAUUUUAGAUAAUAGCAUCUCCAGUUGAUUACGAUUGCAGUUUUUAAUUUUCCAAAUUUCACCUACUUACUUAUCAAAUUUUAAAUUACAUGGUCAUUGUCAUUGUACAACGGGAAUCUUUACUCUCCAUACCUCACCCCAUCCGAAAUUAAAUCCCCGAGUAUACAAAACGUUAUAAUAUUUAUCAUCGAACUAUAUUACGACGAAAAAAAUAAUAUUACUUACCUAAUAUUACCUAGUUACUUUAUGAUAUUGUGUUCUUAUGAUUGUAAUCCUGCGUUGACGCAAUAAUUAUCACGGAUAUUGCGAUAAAAAAACUGAUCGGCAAAAUAAGCAAAUACAUUUUACUAUAAUCAUUAAAGACAAUAUUAUUCAUAAAUUCGACUCGGAUAAGUUUUGUUUUACUUAUCGUCCUAUUAUAUAUAUUAUCGUUAUCGGUAUAAGUAUAACAUGUUACCCAUAGGUAAUAUAAUAUAAUAUCAUAAUCCGUUCUGUUUCCAGCUGUUUGUAACGGUAUGAUCAUGUUGUUUACGAGUCGAAUAUAUUUGUAUACGUUUUAAGAUAUUAAGACGUUUCAUUUUACCAUUAUAUUAUUAUUGUAUUUAAAAAAAAAACAAAAAACAAAAAACAAAAAAAAACAAUAAUUAUUAUAUUACACACACAUAUACAAAUACAACUAUUUAAUAUGUAUGAUGUAUCUACAUAAAUGUUUCGUUAUAUAUACUUAGUACCUACCUAAAAUAUUUUACCAUUCUUACCACUUAGCCAAACAUUCGUUCAAUAUAACUUUUAAAUGUAUUUUAGUGUUUUACGAAUAUUAUGUACUAAUUCAUUGUUCUUUGAUCAUAAUAAUAAAAUGUGGUCUCUAUAUUAUAUCGUUGUUAACUUCUGUCCCCUUUCGUUUACGACUAUUACCUGUUUACACACCAUUAUAUUGUAAUAGUUUAUUAUAGAUUCCAUUAUUAUUAGCUAUAUAAAUUAUAAAAUACUUACAAUAUUUUAUCCAACAUAAUAUUGUACGUGUUAUUAUUGAUUUUAUAAUUCGAUCGAUUUAUUCUAGUGUUAUAUUAUAUACGUUUUCAGUCAUAUUUAUAAAAUUUAAAAUAUAUAUUUAAGAAUUGCCAUUAACAAUGUAUCAUUCAUUUACAUUUUUAGUCAUGUGUAACAUUUUAAAUAUUUUGUUCCAACACAUAAAACAUUAAACAAUUUCGAUUUUAAA